CCUUUUUCUUUCAGCCCCCGUUGCAAACAUGGCGGUUGCCAAUAUUUCUAAAAAGCGAAAAUUCGUCGGAGAUGGAGUGUUCAAGGCGGAACUGAACGAGUUCCUCACACGGGAGCUGGCCGAGGAUGGCUACUCCGGCGUGGAGGUGCGCGUCACCCCCACCCGCUCGGAGAUCAUCAUUAUGGCCACCAGAACCCAGAGUGUGCUGGGAGAGAAGGGCCGAAGGAUCCGUGAGCUGACCUCAGUCGUCCAGAAGAGGUUCAACAUCCCCGAGCAGUCCGUGGAGCUGUACGCGGAGAAGGUCGCCACCCGCGGUCUCUGCGCCAUCGCCCAGGCCGAGUCCCUCAGAUACAAACUUAUCGGAGGUCUGGCCGUCCGUCGUGCGUGCUACGGUGUCCUCCGCUUCAUCAUGGAGUCUGGGGCUCGUGGUUGCGAGGUGGUCGUCUCCGGCAAGCUGCGAGGACAGCGAGCCAAGUCCAUGAAGUUCGUCGACGGACUCAUGAUCCACUCCGGAGACCCAUGCAACGACUACGUCAACACCGCCACCCGACACGUACUGCUCAGGCAGGGAGUGCUCGGUAUCAAGGUAAAGAUCAUGUUGCCAUGGGACCAGCAGGGCAAGAACGGCCCCAAGAAGCCGCAGCCAGACCACAUCCUGGUGACGGAGCCCAAGGACGAGCCCGUGCCCCUCGAGCCCACCAGCGACGUGCGUUCGUUGGCGCCCGUGCCCGCGGCCGCGCCCGUCGUCGCCGCGACCGCCUAGGUGAUAAGGACUCAA
Plutella xylostella (diamondback moth) is the source of this 778-nucleotide messenger RNA. RefSeq names its product ribosomal protein S3 (gene RpS3). Gene Ontology annotation, biological process: translation; positive regulation of apoptotic signaling pathway. Lineage: Eukaryota; Metazoa; Arthropoda; Insecta; Lepidoptera; Plutellidae. Gene Ontology annotation, cellular component: cytosolic small ribosomal subunit; nucleus. The record is from RefSeq and is marked provisional. Gene Ontology annotation, molecular function: structural constituent of ribosome; RNA binding.